Tuber aestivum (summer truffle) is the source of this 1775-nucleotide messenger RNA. The record is from the annotation of a GenBank genome assembly. Lineage: Eukaryota; Fungi; Ascomycota; Pezizomycetes; Pezizales; Tuberaceae.
GCCUCUUGGGAAAAAAUAGCAAUUGCGAGGUGAUGGUGAGGACGAUCCACUUGUUCCUCUGUCACCGCGCUGCGAGGGCAUGCCGCAUUUCUUUCUUUUUUUCUCUCCACGACUACCGUAAUUGGUUUGUACGGUGAUUCGAGAAGAAUAGGUCUACCGGUACCGUACCGUACCACAGAGUCAAGCUUAUGUGGAUAGCCCCCCCCUCCUCAACAUUCGCUACUCUCUCCCGGCUGAUUAUAUAUGGGGUACCUCCCAGCGCCCUGGUUUCUGGUUCCCCAAUUUUUUUCGAAGCUUCGAUCCGCUAAGUUUGCAUAUCAUUCCAAAUCUCGAACAAACCGACCAGACAGGAAACAUGGGCGAUAUCCAUCUACCCCUCGAAGGGUUCAUCACCCUUGACUGGGUUCUGCUCUUCCUCACGUCGAUAUUCGUCUUCCUCCGGAUCUGGGAACGGAUGUGGAGACGGGCUGGAUCGUGGUCGACAGCUUCACUGAUUUCCGACGUGUGUGUCAUCUGUUCGUAUAUUUCCGCCAUCGCCUUUAUCGGUAUCAAUACCUGGAAGAACGCGCUGCGAAUGAAGUUCAGAGGACAGCCGGAUCUGUACUAUGGCGUUCCGAAGCAUCUCUCUGCCCACCUUUUGAAGGUACCAUCCCCAUCACACUACCCAUCCAUUUGCGGGGCUUACCACCCACUGACCUCGGUUCUCGUGAUGUCAGGUUUCCUGGGUAUCGCUAUUCUUCAUCUACAUCUCCCUCUGGUUCGCGAAAGGUGGUUUCAUCGCCUUCUACUUUGAACUCUUCAACAGGGAUCACCAACUCGGCAAGCGCUGCAAGGUUGCGGGCGUGAUUGUCUCAGUAAUCACCUUCCUGACAUUCCUGCUCCACAUGCUUCUCCUACAAUUCUGGUGUCGACCUGUCAGUUUGAAUUGGUAAUUAGCGCUUCCGCUUGCCCCCACCACGCCAGUUUUAGGAUGUGAUGGCUGAUGCCCUCGGAUGCAGGGAUAUUAAUGGCCACUUGUGCUCGGCCGUGCACGACAUGGACAGUGUAACCAUCUCAACUUUUACCAAUGUCGGCACAGAUCUCCUAAGUAAGCUCGCGCUCCCCACCCCACCCGUUGUAUUUAUCAGCCUUAUGCUUUGCAGACUCUCCCCUCCUCCAAUGACAUUUCAAUGUCUAACCGCCGGGCACUGACAUUAUCAAUUUUGAUAGUCAUAAUGCUCCCCAUAUUGGUUCUAAAAAACCUCACCUUUCGGAAGUCCGCUCUUUGGGGGUGGAUGUUCAUCCUGUUCAUCGGUAGCAUUUCGAUCGUCGCCGCCCUCGUUCGAUAUGCCGCUCUGAGAGUGGUUUGGGGCCAGCCCAAGGCCAGCGUAACCCAUACGAUCGAUGUAUCGGCUAUGGUCGAGAUCACGACAUCGUUGUUGGCCGUCUGCUCACCAUCGCUCCGAGUGUUUUUCCGGGGAAAGAAGAAGCCGCACCUGCCGAGUCGGAGGGAUGUUCGACACAUUUCGACGAAUCCGGACUUGUUGACCACGGCCAAGAGCGUCAUUGAAACGAAGGGAUCCGAUAUGGAAAGCCAAAAGCAUCUCUCGCCGGUGCCGGAGAAUCAGCUAUCUAGCUCUGAUGAUCUUCCGAUGGAUUCUGGCACUUCUACCUUGACUUCAUUUCCGCGCUCUAUGUAAAUCGUAUUAUUUUGACCGGGCUGUUAGGUGGAGUUAUCAGGUGUUUCCGCUUAUUAUUUCAUUUCAAAGUUAGGGUGUUCCUGUUUGUUGAGCUGC